Daphnia carinata is the source of this 2594-nucleotide messenger RNA. RefSeq names its product leucine-rich repeat protein soc-2 homolog. Gene Ontology annotation, molecular function: protein binding. Lineage: Eukaryota; Metazoa; Arthropoda; Branchiopoda; Diplostraca; Daphniidae. Bases 333 to 2207 code for a protein of 624 amino acids. The record is from RefSeq and is a predicted model, not a curated record. The transcript is spliced from 7 exons.
UGGUCUCCGAUUGAUAUACUCAAAAUAUUUCUAUUUCUAUUCUCGUCAACUAUUUUUAUUUUAUGGGAAUUCCUCAAAAGUGGCUUUGUGGUUUCAGUGUAAAAACAGUGUGAAACAAUAAGAGGUAGUGAAUUGAAACCCAGUGUCCAGAACCCAGAAAGCCUUCUGUGCACACACCAUUGGACAAGGACAAUAUCCUUGAACUGCAUACACAUCUCGUUAUAUUUUGGUCCUGUGGAUUUUUCACGAUAGUUUUCUUGUCACAUAGUCAAUUAGUCAUUUUUCCAUGUGGUUAAGGUGGAGUAGGUUGCAUUCUGCAUGGAGUUUACAUAAUGAGAAAAACUCCUAAGAAUCGAAACACUGAAUUUCCACCUUCAGCUGCUGCUGCAGAGAGAUUAGCUGAUUAUAAGGGUGUGGCAAGUCUUACUUCUCCUGAAUUAGACGGUCAUCCUAUACUUUCGGCAAACGAAAUGCCAGAAGUGAACGAAGGCAAUCCUGCUCCGUCAUCUAGUUCCAGUUCUAAAGACAACAAGACUGGUUUUGCUAAGUCUUCACAAGCUCAAGCUCAUUGUCAACCAAGAGUGAUUGAGAAGAAGUUAUCUUCCGGCUCACUAAGUUCGGGGGGUUGCGAUGGAGCUCGCCCAAAGGUGGUCACAGUUAAGCACCCCGAAUCGAACAAACCAAAACCAACAGUUAAAAAGAACAAGCCAAUUCAAGCUGAUUUGGAUGUUGCCAAAGAAUUCACGCGUUGCAAAGAAGAAGGGAAAUCACGAUUGGACUUAUCCAAAUCAAGUGUGACCUUGCUACCUCCCUCAGUUCGUGACCUAACUCAUUUGACCGAAUUCUACCUCUACGGAAACAAAUUGGCGUGUCUUCCUCCUGAAAUAGGAUGUUUAGUAAAUCUUUCAACUUUGGCGCUCAGUGAAAAUUCUCUGACAGCCUUGCCAGAUAGCUUGGCCAACUUGCGUUGUCUCCGCGUACUUGAUCUACGACAUAACAAAUUGCAUGAGAUCCCCGACGUUGUUUACAAACUUCAUUCUUUGACCACCCUAUUUCUGCGCUUCAAUCGGAUCCGUGUAGUCGGUGACGAGAUCCGUCAACUCACUCAUUUAACGAUGUUAAGCUUGCGUGAAAACAAGAUCCGAGAACUGCCAGCUGGAAUUGGUCGGCUGACAAAUUUGAUUACAUUUGACGUGUCUCACAAUCACUUGGAGCAUUUACCCGAAGAGAUUGGCAAUUGCGUUCAGCUUUCGUCUCUGGAUCUGCAACACAAUGAGCUCCUCGACAUCCCGGAGAGUAUCGGCCAACUGCGUAAUCUCAACCGCCUGGGUUUACGAUACAAUCGAUUGACAAGUGUACCCAGAUCCCUGAGUAACUGUGUGCAUAUGGACGAGUUUAAUGUCGAAGGCAACGCCAUUUCCCAUCUUCCCGAUGGGCUUUUGUCUUCACUGAGUCAACUGACUUCUAUCACCUUCUCCCGCAACUCCUUUACCGCUUAUCCAUCGGGCGGACCUUCCCAAUUCAUCAACGUACACAGCAUCAACCUGGAGCACAAUCAAGUAGACAAAAUUCCGUAUGGAAUAUUCUCUCGAGCCAAACAUUUGGCCAAACUGAACAUGAAGGAAAACCUAUUGACGUCAUUACCAUUGGAUAUUGGGACGUGGGUCAACAUGGUGGAACUUAAUCUCGGUACUAACCAACUUAACAAAGUCCCUGACGAUAUCGCUCUUCUUCAAUCUCUUGAGGUGUUGAUCCUAUCGAACAAUAAUCUAAAGCGAGUGCCAAACAGCAUCGGCAAUCUGCGCAAACUAAGAGUGCUUGAUUUGGAAGAAAACAAACUCGAAACUUUGCCCAACGAGAUUGGAUUUUUACGUGAUUUAAAGAAAUUAAUCGUCCAGUCGAAUCAACUAACUUCUUUACCACGGGCAGUAGGCCACCUCUCUAAUUUGACCUACCUUAGUGUAGGGGAAAAUAAUCUGUCCUACAUACCGGAGGAAAUCGGUACGCUCGAGACCCUGGAAUCACUCUAUCUGAAUGAUAAUCUGAAUUUGCACAAUCUGCCGUUUGAAUUGGCAUUGUGUUCCAGUCUACAGAUUAUGAGUAUCGAAAACUGUCCGCUGUCGCAAAUUCCGGCUGAGAUAGUAGCGGGAGGCCCUUCCCUAGUUAUCCAGUUCCUUAAAAUGCAGGGCCCUUAUCGUUCUAUGUAAAGUGAAAGAGGCACAUCAGUUCAGCCUAAGCGCAUCCGAUUAGAUUCCGCAAAUUAAAUCUGUCCUUUUACUCUCGCUCUCUCGAUUUUCGAACCUUUCGCUCGUGUUUCCGAGAACCCCUUCCCUCCGACCGUCUUUUAAUGGGCGACUACAUAAGUAUGUGUGUGUUGUGUGCCAAUUUUGUCUCUUAUUUCCUUCGAGAUUGAUUCUAACCAUUUCAUGGCGUAGCUUGACAUGAUUUUUUUUUUUCCGUUUUUCUAACUCGAAAGAAGUAGGGAGACGUGGCACAGAGAUUGAUAUAGCGAAUAUCUGUUCACCAUAGGCCCUACAUUUAUACUAUUUUGACAGGCUAAGAAGCGUUGUAAAAAAGGAAAAAAACCGGAAAAA